This is a messenger RNA of Marmota flaviventris (yellow-bellied marmot), 4361 nucleotides long. RefSeq names its product PC4 and SRSF1 interacting protein 1 (gene Psip1). NCBI's taxonomy places the organism in Eukaryota, Metazoa, Chordata, Mammalia, Rodentia, Sciuridae. The record is from RefSeq and is a predicted model, not a curated record.
UUGGUCCCGCCCCAGUGCUAGCGGGCGCCGAGCGGGAGCCGCGCGGGAGCGGCGCAGCGACGGCGGCGGCAGUGGUGGCGGCGGUUGCGAUUCUUAGCCGUUGAGACGCCUCUGCGGCAGCUGGUGGCGCAGGUGGCUUGCGUGGACGCGGGCGGAGGCGGCCGGCCCGCCACCGCAGCCUCAGCGCCCACGGACCCUGCAGGCCCGUCGGGACACCCCGAGGCAUCCUCCCCCGCCCGCCGGCGAGGGAGCCUGGGCUCAUCCGCGCUCCCGCAUCUCUCUGCCGCGCGCACCGCCGCAUCUCCUCUUGGUUUUGGGACCCCCGGCCUCGCCCCCGAGACAUGACUCGCGAUUUCAAACCUGGAGACCUCAUCUUCGCCAAGAUGAAAGGUUAUCCUCAUUGGCCAGCUCGAGUAGAUGAAGUUCCUGAUGGAGCUGUAAAGCCACCUACAAAUAAGCUACCCAUUUUCUUUUUUGGAACUCAUGAGACUGCUUUUUUAGGACCAAAGGAUAUAUUUCCCUACUCAGAAAAUAAGGAGAAAUAUGGCAAACCAAAUAAACGAAAAGGUUUUAAUGAAGGUUUAUGGGAAAUAGAUAACAAUCCAAAAGUGAAAUUUUCAAGUCAACAGGCAUCAACUAAACAAUCAAAUACAUCAUCUGAUGUUGAAAUUGAAGAAAAAGAAACUAGUGUUUCAAAGGAAGAUACUGAUCAUGAAGAAAAAGCCAGCAAUGAGGAUGUGACUAAAGCAAUUGAUAUAACCACUCCAAAAGCUGCCAGAAGGGGGAGAAAGAGAAAGGCAGAAAAACAAGUAGAAACCGAGGAGGCAGGAGUAGUGACAACAGCAUCAGCAUCUGUUAAUCUAAAAGUGAGUCCUAAAAGAGGACGACCUGCAGCUACAGAAGUCAAGAUUCCAAAACCAAGAGGCAGACCCAAAAUGGUAAAACAGCCCUGUCCUUCAGAGAGUGACAUGAUUACUGAAGAAGACAAAAGUAAGAAAAAGGGGCAAGAGGAAAAACAACCCAAAAAGCAGCUUAAAAAGGAUGAAGAGGGCCAGAAGGAAGAAGAUAAACCAAGAAAAGAGCCUGACAAAAAAGAGGGGAAAAAAGAAGUUGAAUCAAAAAGGAAAAAUUUAGCUAAAACGGGGGUUACAUCAACCUCUGAUUCUGAAGAAGAAGGAGAUGAUCAAGAAGGUGAAAAGAAGAGAAAGGGUGGACGAAACUUUCAGACUGCUCACAGGAGGAAUAUGCUGAAAGGCCAGCAUGAGAAAGAAGCAGCAGAUCGAAAACGCAAGCAAGAGGAACAAAUGGAAACUGAGCAGCAGAAUAAAGAUGAAGGAAAGAAGCCAGAAGUUAAGAAAGUGGAGAAGAAGCGAGAAACAUCAAUGGAUUCUCGACUUCAAAGGAUACAUGCUGAAAUAAAAAAUUCACUCAAAAUUGAUAAUCUUGAUGUGAACAGAUGCAUUGAGGCCUUGGAUGAACUUGCUUCACUUCAGGUCACAAUGCAACAAGCUCAGAAACACACAGAGAUGAUUACAACCCUGAAAAAAAUACGGCGAUUCAAAGUUAGUCAAGUUAUCAUGGAAAAGUCUACCAUGUUGUAUAACAAGUUUAAGAACAUGUUUUUGGUUGGUGAAGGAGAUUCUGUCAUCACACAAGUGUUGAAUAAAUCUCUUGCUGAACAAAGACAACAUGAGGAAGCGAAUAAAACCAAAGAUCAAGGGAAGAAAGGCCCAAACAAAAAGCAAGAAAAAGAACAAACAGGUUCAAAGACUCUGAAUGGAGGAUCUGAUGCUCAAGACAGUAAUCAGCCACAGCAUAAUGGAGAUAGCAAUGAAGAAAGUAAAGACAACCAUGAGACCAGCAGUAAGAAAAAGCCAUCCGGUGAAGAGAGAGAGACUGAGAUAUCUCUGAAGGAUUCUACACUAGAUAACUAGGUUGACAUACCUGGAAUAUAAAGAACAUUUGACAAGUUUGUAAUGGUUUUCCUUUGAAAUAUUUAGAUUGCUGAAAGUUUUAAAUUUUUAUAAGCAUAGGUUUUGAUGUCUACAACUUGUUUUGAGGGAGAUAAUCCCUUUAUCUUUGUUUAAAAGUAACUAAACAUUAUUGCUAUUGUACUUGUGCAGUAUUAACAGCUACAUUAUACAGUAAAUGUUGGGGGGUAAUCCACUUAGAAAUGUUAAAACUGCUUUUCCAGAUAUGGUUGUAGCAUAUUUUCAAUUAGUGUGUGUAUGUUAAUGUGUAAUUGGUAGUAAAACAGUUACAUUUUUUAAACUGCUACUUGUAUAAAUCCUCUUUUCCCAAAUACUGUGGGUUUUGUGCAUAGUUUUUACAAAUCUUGGACAGAGUGUCUUUUCACUGUGGGUUUUGUAGAAGUUGAGCAUUUUUAUGGUUGAUAAAAUGUUACUUCUAUACAAGUACUCACUCCCUCCUUUUUUAUCAAAAGUUAAUUUUAAUAUCAGUCCACAUUGUGCUCCAUUCUGCUUUUUUGUAACAGUAUCAUCUGUAUUCCUUUUUAUCCAAUUGACAUCAAACUGACUUCUAUGAGGUUCAACUUAUGUUAAGAUAAUUUAGUUUUGUGGCUGGGAAUUUAGUGAAGGCACAUGACUUUCCUGCAGAGAACAGACUGGGCAUUAUAUAUGUAUAUGAAUGAAUCUGAUUUUAGAGUUCAACCAUUUAAGAUCCUUUACAGGCACUAAUAAAUAAAACUAAAAAUGUUUAUUUUUGAGAAAUGUCUUAAGUCACAUUCAUUAAGGAAGUCACAAAGUAGUAUUUUUUUAAUUGGGAAAAAAGUCAAUCCAUGAUGCUUAUGUGGUAAAUAUAAAUAAAUGCUAUAUAAAGAAACCUAUUUGAAAAUGUGGCUAUAUUAGAAGGGAAUUUGUAUUUUCAUUUCUAUAUCAUAUAUGUAACAGGGUUACAAAAAAUAGAAAUAUUAGUUGCUCCAAGGUAGUAUUUGACAAGUCUGUAUUUUGAUGUAUAUGGACUAAAUCUGGAAGAACCAACGUUAACACAAAAUUUAAUAGUCUGUUAACUAAAGGAUAGCAUUUCUAAGAUAUUUUAAAUAUUAGGUCAGUUGGUGGUUUUCAAUAGGUAGGUAGUAGAUACAUUUUGAAACUCUUAUGAAUAUGGGAAAAUGACUUAAUACCAGUGUUUGUAACAUGUGUUGUAAGUUUUGAUCUCUUGAUAAUUAUUUUCAUCUAUACAACUUGAAUUAUUUGGAUAAUUGAAUUUUUGCUUUUUAGAAGUCUUACAAUGGAGCUAAGACCCACUGUUUUGAGGGAACUCUGCUAUUACAUUAUAUAUACACCAGUCAUCUGUUUUGUCCUAACAGUUUUAACUUAGAUUUAUUCUAGUUGAGCCAUAAGUGUCAAAUGUGUAAACUUGUUUUGAUUAAAGAAUUUUUCUAUCAAACUCCAUUAGUAAAUUACUUCUUUGCUGUUUUAAGAGUUUAAGGAAAUAACUAUUAUCUGGUUAUUCAUCCUGUUUGGGGACACAGGGUUAACUAAAUAUAAGUACAAGAUGAUUUAAAAAUAAAGGAAAUAUUUUUUUUUUUUGUUCUCCCUCCCCUUUUUUCCGAUGACCCAAAAUGAUCUAUAGUUUUACCAAGAAGCCACAGAAUAUUCAACUUCUGGAGAUAAUAGCAGCAUUCUGAUAAUUUCUUUCUUCAUAUAAGGCUCACCUUGCUCUAACCAGUUAACCUUCUUUGAAAUAUUCUUUGUCAUAGGUGAUUCAUGGAUAACUGCCACUCUCAGGACUCACCAAAAAAGGUCAUCAAGACCUUUAAGGCAUUGGCAAUAUUUGGUUUAAAUUCCUUAGCUAAGAGAUAAUUGCUAACCCCCACCCCCCAAAAAAGUAUGUGUAGAAUCUGAACAAUACCUUUUGUGCUAUUUGAUCACUGGAUAACAUUUUGGAAGAGUAAUUGAUUGCUGAAGGUUUCUCAGCUGCUUGAAUCAGAGAACCUGACUGGGAAUUUGUAUGGAUAAUUUGAUCAGAGUAUCUUAAGGCUCAGCUAUUGUAGCUGUAUCUAGUGAGAUAUAAUUUUUUAAACUAAAGAUGUUCCUACCCAUACCCACUUACCUGGUUAAAGAUGUAAUGUCAGCAGGAGGUCUGCUAUCUAAUUCUGGAUGAGAGCAAAGGCUUUUUUUUUUUCCCCCUCAAUUGUUCAGUUGACCAGAGAUUAUUAGAAAUAGAUAACCCUUAAGAAAUGAAGAAGCCAUUAAUAGGCAAAAUUUUAUGUUUAUAUUUGUCUUGUGUAAUUGUCCAACACUAAUGACUGAUCUUUCCCCCAGUAAAACUGCAGUGUCUAAUUAUCCCUAAGGGAAUCUGAAGCCUGAGAAAAAUAUUAAAAGAAAUAGUUAACUGCU